Molecule: messenger RNA, 4859 nt
Organism: Hypoxylon fragiforme
Lineage: Eukaryota; Fungi; Ascomycota; Sordariomycetes; Xylariales; Hypoxylaceae
Product: xanthine dehydrogenase
Exons: 10
Coding region: 382-4707 (1441 amino acids)
Molecular function (GO): iron ion binding; FAD binding; 2 iron, 2 sulfur cluster binding
Source: RefSeq, a predicted model, not a curated record
AGAUGUACUAAUUCGCUGUCACUCGGAUUACCAUGCAGAGCGAUAACUCCUACUAGGUACUACUAGGUAUGUAUUAUGUAGGUAUGUAAGAAAGAUCUCGAUACCUGGUCAAGGUGGGGGAUGAGGUAUGCAGCUGUAAGCCUCCUCAUCUACCUACCAUUUACCUUGGAUUUCUACAGUCAGGUAGGUACCUAGUAUCUAAUCUGUUUUAUUACACAUAUAUACCAAAAUACAGAGAUAUUUACAAACUUUUGGAUCUCACAACAGCCGGGGGCUGAUUGCAAUUUCUAUUCACAUGCAUAUUGGCGACAUGGUAAACUUUGAGUGAGACAUGUGGCUAAGCUAAGACAAUCAACCGUGCCGUUCAACUGAGACGAAAUAAUGGCAGCAGCUGAUGUGCUUCCGACGCCGCCCGUCGCCGGGCCUGUGUUUGAGACUGAGUCCGCUCCAGCUGCUCCGUCUGCUGCCGAGGCUCUCACCCCUUUAAUCCAAUCGACUUAUAAGACUUCCGAGCUACGUUUCUUCGUAAACGGUCGCCGGGUCUCCAUCCAGAAUCCCAAUCCUGAAUGGGUUCUACUGGACUGGAUUCGGGCUCAAGAUAGUCUGAAAGGGACUAAGCUAGGAUGUGGCGAAGGAGGAUGCGGUGCUUGCACCGUCGUUCUUCAGACUGUUGAAAAGGGGAGACGACUAAAGCACAUGGCCGUAAACGCUUGCCUCUAUCCUCUGCUCGGAGUCGACGGAAAGAGCUUAAUUACUAUCGAGGGCCUAGGCACUGUUGAUCACCCACACCCGCUACAAGAAAGAAUAGCAAAAAUGCAUGGAUCACAAUGUGGAUUUUGUACUCCAGGCAUAGUCAUGAGCUUGUAUGCGCUGAUCAGAAAUUCGUAUCGGGAUGGAAAAUUCCAUCUUUCAACCACAGAUGUGGAAUUGCAAGGGCAUCUAGACGGAAAUCUUUGUAGAUGCACUGGUUAUAAGCCAAUUCUCGAGGCCGCCAAGACGUUUAUUGUAGAAGACUUAAAAGGCGAUUUAGUUGAUGAGUCUUCCUCGUCUGCAUCGGAUACUGAUAAUUUGUCAGACAGUGUUCUCCAGACUCCAGUGGAUGAGAAUGGAUGUGGUAAACUAUCAACUGGUUCGUGUGGGCGUCCAGGGGGGUGCUGUCGCGAUUCGCCAUCUUCUUCCUCUGAGAGUGUUGGUAGAGAUUCUUCUAAAGACUCUACUACUACUAGAGCAACCUCGGUGGAUUCGUAUCAAAAGGCUUCAUUGCCCGAAUCUUUCGUGCCGUACGAUCCCACUGUAGAGUUAAUAUUUCCUCCAGCUCUUUGGAAAUAUAAGCCACAACCUAUCUGCUAUGGCGAUGCAACGAAAAUUUGGUUCAAACCUACAACCCUUGAACAGCUCAUAGAGCUGAAAGACGCUUGGCCUUCCGCGAAAAUUAUAGGGGGCGCCAGUGAAACACAGAUUGAGGUUCGCUUUAAGAAGUCCGAGUUUCGAGUGUGUGUAUAUGUCUCAGAUAUCGAGGAACUUAAUGCUUUCGAGGACGUCGAGAGCGAUUUCGACCCCAGCACCCUUUCUGAGGUAUGCAUCCCAGGCAACAUGCCACUGACGAAGGUCGAAGAAUUGUGCACCACGUUGUUCGCAAAACUUGGCACAAGAGCAAGUGCUUUUGAGGCACUUCGGAAGCAACUGAGGUACUUUGCAGGGCGUCAGAUUCGGAAUGUUGCCAGUUUGGCCGGAAAUCUAGCAACUGCUAGCCCCAUAUCGGACUCUGCCCCAGCACUCCUGGCAGCAGGAUCUCAACUCACCAUAAGAACGAAGGGAGAGGGCUCAUAUAAUAUACCUCUAUCUACCUUCUUUGUUAGAUACCGAACCACCCAAUUGCCUGCCAACGGUGUGAUUACGCAUAUCAAGAUACCCCUACCACCGCCAGGGGUGACCGAAAUAACUAAAGCAUAUAAACAAGCCAAAAGGAAAGACGACGACAUAGCAAUCGUAACCGCAGGCUUUCGAGUACGCCUUGAUCAAGGAGGCUUCGUUCAGCAAGCAACAUUCGUGUUUGGCGGUAUGGCACCUACCACCGUAGUUGCAACGACGGCCCAGGAGGGUGUAAUAGGAAAGAAAUGGACGGAUAGUGGUACACGUGAAGAGGCAGUAAACGCUCUUUUAAAAGAUUUUGACUUGCCAUUUGGCGUGCCAGGAGGCAUGGCUCAGUAUAGGAAAACCUUGACAUUAUCUCUGUUUUUCCGGUUCUGGCAUGAGAGCAUCAAAGAAUUAGGUCUCCAUGAGACCAAAUAUGACGAUGUCCCUGAAAUACAUCGGGGAUUCUCUACCGGGACGCGAGAUCAUCAUGCCACUUCAGACACAAAGGUUGUUGGCAAACAGAUUCCACACCUUGCAGCCUUAAAACACUGUACGGGUGAAGCGGAAUAUAUUGAUGAUAUGCCACAACAGAAAAGCGAGCUACAUUGUGUUCUCGUCCAGUCAACGAAAGCACACGCAAAGAUACUCGAUGUCGACUGGAGCGCCGCGCUUGAGGUACCAGGAGUGGUUGGCUAUCUUGAUAAGGACAGCGUACCUCGUGGGAGCAAUCUCUGGGGUCCUAUACGGGUGGAUGAACCUCUGUUUGCGGUAGAUGAAGUGAAUUCGCAUGGCCAAACCAUUGGUGUUGUCUACGCCGAGACAGCCUUGCAAGCCCAAGCUGCAGCUGCCAAAGUCAAGGUAACAUACCAAACUCUACCUGCCAUACUCACCAUCGACGAAGCCAUCAAAGCCCAGAGUUUUUUCGAGCAUGGAAAGCAACUGAAGAAAGGAGCUGCCAUAGAUGGGCCCCUCGAUAGUAUAUUUUCCAAGUGCGAGCACGUCUUUGAAGGCAUCGCGAAAAUGGGUGGUCAAGAGCAUUUCUAUUUGGAAACGAAUGCUGCGCUAGCUAUCCCACACGUAGAAGAUGGGUCCAUGGAAGUCUAUGCCUCCUCGCAAAACCUAGCAGAGAAUCAAAUUUUCGUCGCUCAGGUGCUUGGGGUGCCCAUGAGUCAUGUGAACAUGAGAGUUCGACGCCUUGGUGGCGCUUACGGCGGAAAGGAGUCGAGGAGUACAUCGAUAGCAUGUUAUGUGGCCAUAGCUGCCAAGAAGGAACGCCGUGCAAUGAGACUGAUGUUGAACCGCGACGAAGACAUCGCAAAUAGCGGGCAGAGGCAUCCAAUGCAAUGUAGGUGGAAAAUCGGUACAGACGCAAACGGGAUUAUCCAGUGUCUCGAUGCAGACGUAUACAACAACGCGGGACAUUCUCUAGACAUGUCAGGGGCCGUGAUGGAUCGAGCGUGCACUCAUCUCGACAACUGCUACCAUAUACCGCAUGCCUGGAUUCGUGGCUGGGUUUGCAAAACUAAUACGGUAUCAAAUACAGCGUUCCGCGGGUUUGGAGGACCACAGGCCAUGUACUUUGCCGAGUCUUAUAUGAGUGUGAUCGCUGAGCGUCUCAAUAUCGACAUUGAUGAGUUGCGGUUGAGAAAUCUGUAUAAGCAGGGAGAGUUGACACCCUUUUUACAGACGAUCGACGCUGACUUCCAUAUCCCGACUAUGCUAGAGCAGUUGGGCGAGAAUGCGAACUAUGAGAACAGGAAAAAGGAGAUCGAGGUCUUCAAUUCAAAGAACCGCUAUAGGAAAAGGGGAAUCUGUAAGAUUCCGACGAAGUUUGGCAUCAGCUUCGCAACAGCCCUCCACCUAAACCAAGCUGGUGCCUAUGUGAGGAUCUACGAAGAUGGAAGCAUACUACUUCAUCACGGAGGCACGGAAAUGGGGCAGGGUCUUUACACCAAGAUGUGCCAAGUUGCAGCCGAGGAACUUCGCGUAACCGUUGACCAGAUCUUCAACAAAGACUCGCAAACCGAUCAAGUCGCCAACCCAUCCCCUACAGCUGCAUCGUCUGGCAGUGAUUUAAACGGCAUGGCUGUAAAGAACGCCUGCGAUCAACUCAACGAACGUCUAGAACCCUAUCGGAAGCAAUUCGGGUAUGACGCUCCAAUGUCGGUGAUUGCCCAUGCUGCAUACCGGGACCGAGUCAACUUGGCAGCCAAUGGCUUCUGGAAGAUGCCUCGUAUAGGAUACAAAUGGGGUAACUACAAGGAUCCCCUCCCGAUGUAUUAUUACUUCACCCAAGGUGUCGCCAUCACCGAGGUCGAAUUAGAUGUUCUUACGGGGGAUCACACGGUUCUCAGGACUGACAUAAUGAUGGAUAUCGGCCGCUCCAUUAACCCAUCUAUCGAUUAUGGACAAAUCGAGGGGGCCUUUGUCCAGGGACAAGGACUCUUUACGAUGGAGGAGUCACUGUGGACCCGGGGAGGUGAGCUUGUCACGAAGGGGCCCGGAACUUACAAGAUACCAGGAUUCUCGGACAUCCCCCAGAUCUUCAACGUGUCCAUGUUGCGGCACGACUCAGGGGGCAACGCCAUAAGCUGGAAGCAUCUACGCUCUAUCCAGAGCAGCAAGGGCACCGGCGAGCCGCCGCUGUUCCUAGGCUGCACGGUAUUCUUUGCGCUCAGGGAGGCCGUCAGGGCGGCGAGGAAAAUGAAUGGCGUGGCAGAGCCACUGGUACUCAAUGCGCCGGGAACACCGGAAAAGCUUCGUUUGGCUGUUGGCGAUGACCUCGUCAGACGCGCUGCGGUGGUGCCCAAGGAGGGCGAGAAGAACUUUUUUGUUCGUAUUGAGGACUGAGGGGAAGAUAUGAGUGAGUGAGUGAGUGAGAACCUAGGUAUCUGGUUUUUAGUCGUACAUUUUCAUGGCCGGUUGGCGCCUGGGGAAGCGGUUAACCUUAGGAUGAGAUAUUUGAUAUAGCCAAGUCAUCUCAUGUUCAUAAUGAAUAAAAU